GCUAGGCGGAGCGCGGCGGCCGAGGGCUGUGUGACUACGUUUCUAGGCGACGCCCGUCAAAGUCUAUUAAGUGUUGAGGAAGAGUUGGGUCACAUGUGAAUGGGAGCAGCAAGAUGGCAAAGGCUGUGAGGGAGUGACAUGGUGGCAGUCUGGUGUUGGCUCCCCAGCAAAUUUGCAUUUUACCAGCUUUCCGCACUGUGUCAUUUGUGGGCUGAGGCACCUGCGAAGAUCAGUGCCUCCUCACAGGAGCCCAAGUGAAGAAACAGGCGAUCACCAAUGCAUUUGCGUAGGCCUCCUCUAUGGCCUGCUACGACUUCAGCAGUCUUUGGACGAUGGGGAGCCAGACCGACAAGGCACCCGCCUCAGGCCACUCUGGCCUUGGCCAGAGGACCAGGUGGGAGGGCGCUGGACUGGGCUCAUUCCUGGCAUCCUGAGGUCAUCACUGCUCCUGCCUGAGGCCCUUUCCCUUGACUGGCGGCUGUGCUUUUAUGCAGGCCCUGGGGAAGAGAGUCUGGAAAGCCAGCCUCACAGGUAAUGAAAACAGACUGCUUCUGGCAAUGGAGUAGCUUACGGCAGACCAAUGCCUGAUGAGGACUCAAGGAACUGGCCAUAAUUCAGAAGGCAUCUGCUUGUAGGACUGGAGCACUACCCCGGCACCUGCAACUCUGAGGGGAGCUUGAAGAGCAGCGAAAGGAGAAAAUUGGUACUGAAGAGUAUUGAUUCUUGGCAGAAUUCGUGUUGUCUUUGUAAAAGUCAAGUUUCAGGUGAGUGUGCCUGGUGCCCCAAGGGCUGUGUGACCCGUGGCCUGUGGAAGGUGGGUACCAGGCCCAGAAGCCCCGUGGAGUCCCUCUUGGUGACCGUGGCCACCCUGGGAAGAGCCCUGGCCAAUCCCAGAGGGGAGGGCGGCUGGAGCGGGGAGGGCGGUGAGCUGGUGCCCCACCCACAGCGCCAGGGGCUUCCUAGGCUGGCGACCCUCACAGGGGCUCAUCUGCUGGCAGGUGAGGAGCGAGAAGAUCCAGCGCCUGUUACUUGGCGCUUGGUGUCUGGCUCUCUGCACGCUGGUGAGAGGGCUCAGAGGCUCACCCUGGCCUGCUCGGCACAGCCCACAAAGACAGGGUUUACUCAGCCUUGGGCUCUGCUAGCUCUGCCCAGCUGGACUCAGGGAGGCCAGAGUGCUGAGUCUGCCACCCUCAGGCCCACAUGUGAACAUUUCUCCUGAUCCAGAAUGAGGGGUGCCAGGCUGAUGGGGGUGCUGCUCGCCCUGGCUGGCAUGCUGCAGCAGGCCCUGUCCCUGAGAAUAGCAGCCUUCAACAUCCAGACUUUUGGGGAGACCAAGAUGUCCAAUGCUACCCUUUCCAACUACAUUGUGCAGAUCCUGAGUCGCUAUGAUAUCGCCCUCGUCCAGGAGGUCAGAGACAACCACCUGACGGCCGUAGGGAGGCUGCUGGACAAACUCAACCAGGAUGACCCAAACACCUAUCACUAUGUGGUCAGUGAGCCGCUGGGACGCAACAGCUAUAAGGAGCGCUACCUCUUCCUGUUCAGACCCGACCAGGUUUCCGUGCUGGACAGCUACCAGUACGAUGAUGGCUGUGAGCCCUGUGGUAAUGACAGCUUCAGCAGAGAGCCAGCUGUGGUCAAGUUCUCCUCCCCCUUCACACAGAUCAAGGAGUUUGCCAUUGUUCCCCUGCAUGCGGCCCCAUCGGAUGCAGUGGCUGAGAUCGACUCUCUCUAUGAUGUCUACCUGGAUGUCUGGCAUAAGUGGGACUUGGAGGAUGUCAUGUUGAUGGGUGAUUUCAACGCUGGCUGCAGCUACGUGACUCCCUCGCAAUGGUCAUCUAUCCGCCUGCACAGGAGCCCCCCUUUCCAGUGGCUGAUUCCAGACACUGCCGACACCACUGUUACAUCCACACACUGUGCCUACGACAGGAUCGUCGUUGCAGGAUCUCUGCUCCAAGGUGCUGUGGUUCCCAACUCAGCUGCUCCCUUUGACUUCCAAGCUGCAUAUGGACUGAGUGACCAGAUGGCCCUAGCCAUCAGCGACCAUUACCCGGUGGAGGUGACGCUGAAGAGAGCCUGACGUGAGUGGGGCCUGGCGACCUCCGCUCUGCAGCCUAUCGCCAAGAACUGCCAAAGGCUGGGGACAGUUUAGAAACCAGUGCCUGGUCCUGAGUGCCCCUGCCCCUCCCCACCACCGUGGCAGCUGGAAUUAGAGGAAGGGUCCACUUCCAAGUCCUACAGCAACUGUCUUAAGACCCGCCAGGACUGGCCACCCCAUUUCCCCUGGCCCAGCCUCUCUUCCUCAAUCUUGUGUCCAUCUUUCCUGCAGACGGUGCUCUCACCCACCCCCUCCCUGUGGCUCCCUCUGGCCUUUAUUUCAUCAAAUACACCUUUUUUCACCGAGCCCCACAGGCUUCAGGCCUCCUCACUUAACGCCAGAGACUCUCCUGGGCCUGCUGGGCCCAUGGCCGCCCCCUUCCCGGCAGCACAGUAAGGAUCCAGCUCCACAACUUCCUGACCUGCGGAAGCGCUCUGCCUGUUUCCUUCAAAGGACAUGGACGAGAAUUCUACCUACCUCCUAAGCCACCUUAAAUGAGUCACCGCUGUAAAGCAUGGACACGCUCAGAGCUGGAUCAGUGGGUUCCUAGCUCAUUAAAGCCUACCCAGAACCCCCACUGAGAACCCAAGCUGGACCGUACGCCCUUGUGUCCUCAGCCACUGCAGCUCCUCUAGGCCUGGACGAGGAUGGCCUGGGGGAGGCUACCUGGGGACACCUCUUCUCUGCUUCUGUCUGCCCACCAGGCCCUCAGCUGCUCACCUUCCACUUUCUUGGUUCCAAGUGCUCUACAAAGUGGAGGCGAAGUCAAGCUUACCCACCCCGCCUCAGCAACUCCCUGGGCACAUGUGGCUACGUGCUCACGAGUGCACACAUGCAGGAGCGGCAGGCUGGCCAGCUGUGCAGUCACCAAGGGCCAUGGUGGCUGGGUGGUGGCCCGUCUUUGGGAG
Physeter macrocephalus (sperm whale) is the source of this 3006-nucleotide messenger RNA. It is a transcript of the gene DNASE1, whose product is annotated as deoxyribonuclease 1. Gene Ontology annotation, cellular component: nucleus. Gene Ontology annotation, biological process: DNA catabolic process. Gene Ontology annotation, molecular function: DNA binding; deoxyribonuclease I activity. The record is from RefSeq and is a predicted model, not a curated record. Bases 1226 to 2080 code for a protein of 284 amino acids. The transcript has 13 exons. Lineage: Eukaryota; Metazoa; Chordata; Mammalia; Artiodactyla; Physeteridae.